UCUUAAAAGAAUAAACUCCGAGCUUCCGAUUUCUUCCGUCUCCGUUGCGAUGGAGGUCUAGGGUUUCUUUGCUGUUCUUAUUCACCAAAUUCAGAUCUUUUAUCGUGACUGAACGUUUCAAAUCAUCAUACAAGUAUAAAGCAUGAAUUACAUUGUGGGAGCUUUUAAGCCACCAUGUAAGAUAACAAUUUCAUUUUCCGACGCGAGAACUAGAAAGCAGGCUUCUAUAAAGAAGGAAAAUGGUCAAAUGAUGAUGGUCCCACUUUUCCAAAGUCAGGAAAAUAUAGCAGGAGAGGUGUCUAUAGAGCCCGUUCUAGGAAAGAAGGUUGAGCAUAACGGUGUUAAAAUUGAGCUUCUUGGCCAGAUAGAGCUUUACUUUGAUAGAGGCAAUUUCUAUGAUUUUACCUCGCUAGUGCGUGAACUUGAUGUUCCCAGUGAAAUAUAUGAAAAGAAAACAUAUCCAUUUGAGUUUUCUACAGUUGAAAUGCCAUAUGAGUCAUACAACGGGAUUAAUGUAAGAUUGAGGUAUAUUCUAAGAGUCACGGUUAGUCGUAACUUUGUCAACAACAUUGUGGAGCAACAAGUUUUCUGGGUCCGUAACUACACUCCACCUCCAACGAUCAACAACAGCAUUAAGAUGGAAGUGGGAAUUGAAGAUUGCUUGCACAUAGAGUUUGAGUACAACAAAAGCAAGUAUCAUUUGAAGGAUGUUAUCAUUGGAAAAAUAUAUUUCCUUCUGGUACGAAUCAAAAUAAAGAAUAUGGAACUUGAGGUUCGACGGCGAGAAUCUACUGGGUCAGGGCCCAACACAUAUGUUGAGACAGAAACACUCGCAAAGUAUGAGUUGAUGGACGGUGCUCCAGUUAGAGGGGAAUCCAUUCCAGUCAGACUGUUCUUGAGUCCAUAUGAGUUAACACCAACAUACCGGAAUAUUAACAACAAAUUCAGCGUCAAAUACUACCUCAAUCUUGUUCUUGUUGAUGAGGAGGAUAGGCGAUACUUCAAACAGCAGGAAAUUACUGUUUAUCGUCUUAUGGAAAAUUCUUAAGCUGCUUCUCAUCACAAGAACUACUUCCUUUCAAACAAUAGCAUAACAUGAGAUCACCGCUCCCUUGAAGAAGCUGAUUUUUUUCUUUUUUGCUGCCUGAGAAAUUGCUGUGUUUGAGUUACUCAGUCUUGUGAGUGGUGUACAAUGUUUCACUUUAUGUCUGUUCCCUAUAGCACUUUCCCUAGGUUGCUUUGUCUUUAAAAAAAUAAAAACAACAUUUGCAUUUGAAUUUGAA
Molecule: messenger RNA, 1283 nt
Organism: Dioscorea cayenensis subsp. rotundata (Guinea yam)
Lineage: Eukaryota; Viridiplantae; Streptophyta; Magnoliopsida; Dioscoreales; Dioscoreaceae
Product: vacuolar protein sorting-associated protein 26A-like
Exons: 12
Coding region: 143-1048 (301 amino acids)
Biological process (GO): intracellular protein transport; retrograde transport, endosome to Golgi
Cellular component (GO): endosome; retromer complex
Source: RefSeq, a predicted model, not a curated record